Cantharellus anzutake is the source of this 1426-nucleotide messenger RNA. RefSeq lists its product as uncharacterized. Bases 231 to 1271 code for a protein of 346 amino acids. NCBI's taxonomy places the organism in Eukaryota, Fungi, Basidiomycota, Agaricomycetes, Cantharellales, Hydnaceae. The transcript is spliced from 4 exons. The record is from RefSeq and is a predicted model, not a curated record. Gene Ontology annotation, biological process: positive regulation of transcription by RNA polymerase II; negative regulation of transcription by RNA polymerase II. Gene Ontology annotation, molecular function: RNA polymerase II cis-regulatory region sequence-specific DNA binding; DNA-binding transcription factor activity, RNA polymerase II-specific; zinc ion binding.
CCGACCAUUUUCUGAGCAUCCACGCCGAGACUGACCCUUGAUUUCAGGGAAGACGGAUAACGCCUUUAGACCCCUCCUCCAGACCGGAUUCCGCGUUCCAUGGUCGAUCACCCCCACCCUUCACUCUUUCCCCGGCCAUUUCAGAAGACGUCAAGGGUAACAUUACUAGUCCUGAUCCCUCUUAUCCCUCUCAAGCGGAUUUCGAUGCCAACUUCCAGAGACCUUCAGAUAUGUUGGACCUUUUUUCCGCAAGAGAAUCAGGUCCACUUAAAGUGGAGGGGGGAGAUGCAACAACAUCGCAGUCCUCCCAUGACAUAUCUCAUCAAAUGUCCCAUAGCAUGCCCUCGAAUCCACGUUUCACAGCACUUGCCCAACCUACGAUUGCUCACCCUCAUUCCGAAGAGUCGCUAUCUACCGGAUCCGAUCCCCACUUCUACGCGUUUGAGGGCGGAAAUGAGUGCAAACCGGCGUCGGGAAUGCUUUUUAAUCCCAACGUGGAGAAAUUUGUCAAUCCUGCGCAUAUUGUGACUGGCAACGCGGAUAUUCCUAAUGCGCAAUAUGCGCGGAGCCCGUCCAGCGAAGAACUGAGAUCACCCGGUUCCACCGCAUCCCCUGAACCACUCCCGGUGAAUGGUUUUCCAACCCCAGGAAGUGCCGCAUUCACGCAAUCUCCCCGACGUCCCAUCGCCCCCUCGAAAAGGGCCCCAGAUAAUAAGGGCAAGGCUAGAGGGACAGCUGGUUCUAUUUCUCGCUUAAUUCCUGGUGGAGCCUCCGCUGUUGGCACGCGGAGAGCUGAUUCGACCUCAGGUAUUGAAGCUCCUGGCCCCAGCUCUGGCCCAGGCAGCGCAUCGAACGAGGAAGGGGAGAGUCCUCCCACAGUUUGCACCAAUUGCGAGACUAUGACCACGCCUUUAUGGCGUCGAGACCAAGACGGCCAGCCUUUAUGCAAUGCUUGCGGUUUGUACUAUAAAUUGCAUGGCGUUGACCGACCGAUAUCCCUACGAACGGAUCUUAUAAAGAAGAGGAACCGGCCGCAUGGCUCAGGGGCUCAUGGAGCCGCCCCCCGCAAAGGCUCACUUCCAACCCAAACCUCGGCUACCAACAAAUUGACCACAUCCGUUACUAAACCCCGAUCCUCAACCAUCAGUUCAUUAUCUUCAAUGCCGAGUGCUGGUCGUCCUAUUGCCCCGUCAGGUACUCCUGACGCCAAGCGCCAGAGACGAGCGUCGGUCUCGACGUCUUUUGUCAUUGAUUCCCAACCCCCUAUAUAAAUUUCCUUUAUCCUCUUCUAACGUGAAACCGCCUUCCAGCAUCAUCCAACACUUAUAGAUUAUUCUACUUGUCGUAGUUUCUUUUGGAUCAUUGUCGCGAGGUGUUCCACUUGUGCGUCCUUAUUCUCAUGUUGUACAAUCGGAUUGCAAAAGCC